Messenger RNA from Vicia faba (fava bean), 282 nucleotides. Lineage: Eukaryota; Viridiplantae; Streptophyta; Magnoliopsida; Fabales; Fabaceae. The record is from the annotation of a GenBank genome assembly.
AUGAGGAAGAGUUUUAACCUACAUAGAAAGAUUAACAAGUUGAAGUUGUUCUAUAGCCUUCCAAAUGCUCAAGGUAUUCAGAUCAUGGUGAAUAUUGGGACUUCAACCUUUUCCCCAACUCCUCAGGCGACCACCAUUCCUGCUCCUCCCACUUCUCUUAACUUAAGCAUAGAGAUUUAUGCUUAUGCAAUCGAGAUGGAUCAAUGUGUGUACAUUGCGGGCACUUUAACCAUGAAGGAAUCAACUACGCCUAAAGUUUCAACAAAGUCGAUCCAAGAAUAA